AUGGGACAAUUGCCCGCCGAUCGAAUAACACCGAAGCGACCAUUUUUCGUGAUCGGGGUUGAUUUUGCUGGACCUGUCACAACGCUGGUGAAUCGAGGUCGUGGAAGGAAAACUAACAAGUCGUACAUAUCACUCUUCAUAUGCUUUACUACCAAGGCGAUCCACAUUGAAGCAGUCAGCGAUCUCAGCUCGGCAUCCUUCAUAGCUGCGCUGAGGCGAUUUGCCGGACGUCGGGGUCAUCCACAGUGUAUUUAUUGCGACAACGCGACCAAUUUUGUCGGAGCGAAGAACGAGCUCACCGAAAUGUGCGAAUUAAUUAAACGGGAAAACCGAGAAAUAAUGGACGAGUUUUGUAUCCCAAAUAAUGUAGAAUGGAAAUUCAUUCCCCCGUCAGCUCCUCACAUGGGGGGAUUGUGGGAGGCCGGCGUAAAGUCAUGUAAGUUUCAUUUGAAACGAAUCAUCGGAGGUAGUCUGUUGACAUUCGAGGAGUUAAGUACUGUGUUAAUUCAGAUUGAGGCUUGUUUAAAUUCGCGCCCCAUUUGUCAAGUCCCAUCAGCGGCCGCGGACUUGCAACCGCUAACACCCGGACACUUUCUGAUAGGCGGUCCCUUGGUUGCUCUUCCGGAAAUCGAUGUAACUGAAGUACCUAUAAAUCGACUCGAUCGCUGGCAGACGGUUCAGAGACUUGCGCAAGAUUUUUGGAAAAGAUGGAGCAGGGAAUAUUUAACUUCUCUACAAGGUAGAUCGAAAUGGACUCGUGAACAAACUAAUUUAUCAACCGACGAUGUUGUUAUGAUACAAGAUAGUAACGCGCCACCUUUGAAGUGGAAGUUAGGAAAAAUUAUUGAAACUCACAAAGGAAGCGACGGUAGGGUACGCGUUGUAACUCUCAAAACUGCGAAUGGAAUAUGUAAGAGAUCGAUCACCAAAUUAUGUAAACUCCCGCUAACCGAUGUACCGUUAUCCAUGUCAAACGAAAGUAAAAUUAAUCGUCAUUAA
Messenger RNA from Vollenhovia emeryi, 999 nucleotides. RefSeq lists its product as uncharacterized. Gene Ontology annotation, molecular function: nucleic acid binding. The transcript has a single exon. The record is from RefSeq and is a predicted model, not a curated record. Lineage: Eukaryota; Metazoa; Arthropoda; Insecta; Hymenoptera; Formicidae. The coding region runs from base 1 to 999 and encodes 332 amino acids. Gene Ontology annotation, biological process: DNA integration.